Messenger RNA from Pecten maximus, 3274 nucleotides. RefSeq lists its product as uncharacterized. The transcript has 11 exons. Gene Ontology annotation, molecular function: protein binding. Gene Ontology annotation, biological process: signal transduction. Bases 123 to 1862 code for a protein of 579 amino acids. Lineage: Eukaryota; Metazoa; Mollusca; Bivalvia; Pectinida; Pectinidae. The record is from RefSeq and is a predicted model, not a curated record.
AUUCAUCUUUUGGAUAUAUCUUUGAAUGGGACGAAUAUUUUUCUGUCUUUUUGGGAAUCGUCACCUGUACAGCCAUACUACGUUUACUCCAACACUUGUCAUUUAACUACCAUUUCUACCUGAUGUACAGAACGAUCAUGGCGUUUCGUCUUGAGCUUUUCCAGUUCUCGACACUACUCAUGUUGUUAAUGGUUGGAUUUUCAAGUUUUAUUUAUCUUAUGUAUGGCCAUAUGGAGGGCAGCUUCAAAACUGUUAUGUCUGGAAUCUUAACCUUGUUUAGAAUGACAAUCGGAAUGAUCAAAUUCCGCAACGAUUUGGAGCUGGACGUGCUCGGAAUUACCAUCAUACUUUCACUUUACGCUCUUGCCGUCACAAUGGUUUACAUUAAUAUGUUCACUAGUGCAUUGAACUUUGGAAUUACGAAUAUAAAAAGAAUGAUUGCUGAAGGGGAGACUUCAUUUGAAAUUCAUCUAAAUCAACACAUUUGGGAUCGACUUGCAAAUGUACUUUCACUUUGUAGACCUUCAAGGACAGUCAUUCAUACUGAGACAUCUGAGGGAACGGAACAAACAGAACCGAGGAAGGAGAAACUUAAUCUGCGGCAGGGUGAAGUCAGCGUUGAGCGAUUCCUUUCGAAACUGUCUGAACAAGUGACAUGUGACGUGCAACAGGAAAAGGAUUUCUUUAAGAAAGCAUUGUUACCUUCACGACACUUCGCUGGACAAAAUUUUAUCUGGAGUUGUCGAAGAGAAACGACUCACGGAGUGCAAUACAGAUACUCUAACGACUGGAUGAAGGGAGAUAAUUCAUUAGUCCUAGAAUUUCCUGAUAAGAAAGUGGACUGUAGGAUUGACGUAGAAUGUAUCCCGGAAAAUGUUGCCAUUCAAAGAGGGCUAAUUCCCUAUGGACAAUCAACGCAUCCGAUUAGCCCACUUUUUAUCGUCAACACCAAAUACUAUAGCAUAAAAUCGUGUAAAGUAAUGGUCAAAGUGCAGUCCUCCAAACUGUCCACAAAGUCUGUAUUCCUGAUCAUUGGCACCGGCGAUCCUUUUUCCUGGGAACAAUAUACUACACAACAUAUCGCAGCGGAUGAAAGAAAUGUAUACUUGUCCGUAUCUGUCCCGAGGUGCCCUCGGUACAUUAUAGCAGUACGUUCGGACCUGUGGUGUGACAUUCCAGAUGAAAUACAACAGAAACACAUUAAUACGUUUGUUGUUACAAGUAAGAAAGCAAUCAUUCAACCUGGAUCUACCAAGAACAUGUUGCUUAGCUUCCCGAAGAAUUCUGUGACAUCAGACACAGUCAUCAAAACUGUGAUGGAGCAAGGCGAUCCCUUUCCUACUCUUCACGUACUAGCCAGUGGAAAAGUUUCGGGACCUAUUUUUGUCGAGUAUGUCGGGAAGAGAAGAACUGAUUGGCUGUCACUUGAAAGUUUCAUGGAAUUACAAAUACUGACAAAAACUGGAGAUUUGGAAUGGAAGAAAGAGAGCACAAGGACAGAGCGACAUGAUAACGUUGUUGAAUUAAAAUCCUUAGAAGCAGGAGUCAAAGCAGCCAUUACUGUCAGCCUAUCGGACUAUAAAACUCUGUUUGCGGAUGCCUCUAACCAACACCUUGAACGUGGGAGGAAAACACUUAUGAAUAUAUACAAAGGGUUAAUACCAGCCAAACACUGGCGACAGAUCGGGAAGUAUAUUGGAGUAUCAGAACAACAACUGGCUAGACUCGAAAACAUGAAACCCAGAUCCCUGGAGGAGAAGACAUGCUUAGUCCUGGGUCACUGGCUAAAGAAAAACAAUGGGCGGGACCUCGGUGAAAUAAAACAUAUUUGGGAAGUAAGAAAGGAUACGAUAAAAGUUUAAACAGCCAUACUUUAUGAGGUUUUGAACCAUACGGCAAUUCGCCUUGAAGAACUGUACACUAAUAUAUGUCGCUUAUGUUAGCACUUCUUGACAAUUUUUAAUCGAAUUUAAGACGAAGGUUUUUACAACGCCCAAAGAAGGAUAACUUUUACGAAUGCAAUGUACAUUGUACGUUGUACAGUAAAGAGGAAUGUGAGAGGAACCGAGUUAAUUUCCAACUGGACGUAAGGCAGCCAAGGUACAAAGUAUGCAAACUUGCGUGAUUAGUUAUAAGACACAAAUAGGAUGGAAAAAGUGUUAUGCGGUACUAGCCAUGUAGGUUAAGGGAUCGAGUACUAUAAAUACCAGAGUAGCAAGUAUAUUUUUUGGAUCCGUUUUUGUUCGAUAAUCCAUAUACAACUGAGUAUCGUUCUUCAGACAUACUUUAGGAUACUUUCCUCAUUUUGUUGGCAAUUGUUUAUUAUCCGCGAUACUUAUGUCAGUAUUUAUGGUAGAAAUGUACAUCAUGAUAUGUUUGAUUGAUUUAUUUAUCUUUCAUUAUUUCUGUAAACAAUUAGAUCUGGAUGCUAGUUGAAAUAUAUUGUUUGAUGUCUGCCGUACAAUAGGCCAAUAAGGUUGCUACAGAAACACGUAGUAAGAAAUGCUAGCUAAUGGAAUCAUUUUAUGUCAAACAAUUUUGAUGAGAUGCAUUAUUGUUUGUUAAUAUUACUCUUGUGUCUAUCUAACUUUUAUGAUUUAUACUUUUAUAUUAAGGUGUAUUAUGCAUUUAUCGCAAAUACGACUACCUAACCGAUAUAUUGAUACAUUGUUCAAUAUUUUGAAUGGAAGGUAUAUGCUGUAAACGUACAGAUUUAGCAGUAUUGCUAUUCAAGUGCUUUUCGCGGUGGGAGCUUUGCGCUUAUAUUUGAAAGCGCUAUUUAUAUUUUUAUAUACAUUUUAUAUCAAAUCAUGUCGUUGUGCUUAUUCCUCAUUGCGCUACUCUGUUCCAUUUUGAUUGUUCGAUAAAGUUUUAGUACGGACAGCCAUCAACGUGUAAUGAUUUAUAAUCGUGGUUUAUUUUAAAUGACUUUUUAUAAAAAAAAAAAAAAUACCCCAAAAAACCCAUUUCUCCUCUACAAAACUGGUGUCAAAUUUACCAUGGAGGCUUACUUAGUCACAUUUAGCGAUAUCUAGAUCUGAAACUACAUCAAAUCAAUCAAAAAAUACUACGGAAGCACGAAAACUUAAGUUGAUUUAGCUGUUUUAUCUUUUUUUCUGAUAUCCUAAAACAUAACAUCAUGUCAUUGGCAACCGAUGUCGUUAUGUUUCAAGUCCAUUCAUCGUCAUCGUCAAACGAGUCUACAACUCCUUUCCUUUAGGUUCUCUAGGCACCUUUUGUCGUGUUAUUUAAAAUAAAUGUGUUAAAACAAGUU